AUGGACUCGACCACCAACCAAUUCGCCGGCGCCGCCGCCGCCGCUGGCGCGUCAUCGGCGAACACGGCACCGCUGCCGGCCAUGCUCGCUGACGCCCUUAUCGGCGCCGGAGCUGGAGGAGGAGAUGGGGACCCCAGCGCCGCUCUCCAACGGCUGGCGGCCCUCGGCGAUCGCAUGGCUGCUGUCCGGCGCCUCCUCGUCGCCUCCAUUUCUGGGGAAUCGCAGCCCCUCUCCUCCUCGGAUAUUCAGUCCGUGUCCUCCGAGAUCUCAUCUGCCGCUCACCUCGUCGUCCUCAACGCCGCCUCCCUCCUUUCUUCGUCCCUCCCUUUUCCCGCCCCAUCUGCCACUCCCGCCCCUCCCGCUCCUAUACAAGAGCUUCCCGCAGCGGCCUCCACCGCCGAUGUGCUUCCCCAAGAAGCUACCAAGGGCUACGAUGUCGUGGAGCUCGAUGCCGACGAGCUGCUCGCGGAGCAUGCCCACUUCUGCAAUAUCUGCGGCAAGGGCUUCCGCCGCGACGCCAACCUCAGGAUGCACAUGCGCGCGCACGGCGACCGAUUCAAGACCCUGGACGCGCUCUCCCGGCCCGGUCAGGCAAAGCCAGUUGAUGGCCGCGAUGUGCGCUUUUCCUGUCCUUUCACGGGGUGCAACCGGAACCGUGCGCACCGCCGCUUCCGGCCGCUCAAGUCAGCGGUGUGCGCGCGCAACCACUUCCGCCGCAGCCACUGCCCCAAACUCUACGCGUGUGAGCGCUGCGGUGGCAAGAAGCGUUUUGCUGUUCUUGCCGAUCUCCGCGGCCACCUCCGCCACUGCGGUGAGGAGGCACAGUGGCGCUGCUCCUGCGGCACCACCUUCUCCCGCAAGGACAAGCUGUUCGGCCAUCUCGCCCUCUUUGAAGGCCAUAUGCCAGCCAUGUCCCCUCCGAACAAGGAUGCAGUGACAACGACUACAGAGGCACCCCUUGAUAUAAUGGAUGAAGGAGGAAUCGAAGAGCAGGAAGAUGGCGGUGAAGGUGGUUUUGAUCCGGAGUUCUUCAAGGAGUGGAUGGAGGAGCUCAAAGAUGAUGGCGUGCCUGCUGGUGGCACAGUCUGGCCUGGACGGGCAGCAGCUGGGCAAUAG
Molecule: messenger RNA, 1116 nt
Organism: Triticum turgidum subsp. durum (durum wheat)
Lineage: Eukaryota; Viridiplantae; Streptophyta; Magnoliopsida; Poales; Poaceae
Source: the annotation of a GenBank genome assembly